AUGCCCUCGGCUGUUACUGACAAUGGCACUCCCCACCACGAUUCACUAUGUGAUAGGACAAACGAUUUAUCUGAGUCAACUAUUCAAAGUGACUCAAUCUCUCCUCAUCCUCUAGGACUUAAGCCUCUAGGCAACCAGUACCUCUUCGCAGGCCGAAAUGCUAAGCGGUCAAUCGGCGCGUGGAGGCUUCUCCCUGACGAAAUUAUUUCGCUUGUGCUUGAGGAGUUUGAUGCAAAUACUCUCUUGAAGCUUGGCCAUACUUGCAAAUUCUUUUAUGCUUUUUGCCACUCAGAUGAGCUUUGGAAACCUCUCUUUCUGCAGUCACCACCAAAAGAUAGCAAGGAUAUCCGAUGGCAAGGGUCAUGGAGAUCAACCGUCUUAGGAUUCCCUAGUGAUCAGGAAACGAAGAUUGACUGCAGCAAUGUCUUCUCAGAUGUACUCCACCGACCAUUCGCCUGCAGUCAUGUCAUCCUUAAACAGUUCACCUCAGAUAUCCCCAAAGCAAACCAGAUCCGUCGAUUUGAGGACCUGACUUACGAUCAGUAUGCUGAGAGGUGGACUGAGCAGCCGUUCAUCCUUACCAAAUGCAUACAGGACUGGCCAGUCUCUAAAGGAUGGACCAUCGAUUUCUUGCUUGAGAGAUAUGGCCAAGUAAAGUUCCGUGCCGAGGCCGUCGACUGGCCAUUCUCAACCUACUGCAAAUACAUGAAUAACAACCGAGAUGAGAGCCCUCUGUAUCUAUUCGAUCGUAGAUUUGCAGAGAAAAUGGGCAUAAGGCUGGGAGAGAAGGAAAAUACUGCAUACUGGAGACCAGACUGCUUCGGACCCGAUUUGUUCGAGGUUCUUGGAGACGAACGACCCGCCCAUCGAUGGCUCAUUGUUGGUCCUGAGCGAAGCGGCUCAACCUUCCAUAAGGAUCCUAACGCGACAAGUGCAUGGAACGCUGUGAUUCAAGGAUCAAAGUAUUGGAUCAUGUUCCCGCCAGCGACGCAGGUGCCUGGAGUUUACGUCUCCAGCGACAGCAGUGAAGUUACUAGUCCGCUCAGUAUCGCAGAGUGGCUCCUCACUUUCCAUGAAGAGGCACGGCAGCUUCCUGACUGCAUCGAAGGCAUUUGCGAAGCGGGCGAGAUUCUCCAUGUUCCCAGCGGGUGGUGGCAUCUGGUGGUUAAUCUCGAGAGCGGAAUCGCUCUCACGCAAAACUUCGUGCCGCAGAGCUUAAACCUUGUGUCAGAGGUUGUCUCUUUUCUUCGAGACAAGGCUGACCAGGUCAGCGGGUUCGGUGAUAGCGUCACAGACCCCUGGGGGCUGUUUAUGGAAAGGAUGAAGAGCAGCUAUCCAGAAGUUCUUGAAAAGGCGUUGGAGCUGGCUGAUAAGAAGAGCGGAAAGAAGCGUAAAUGGGAUGCUGCUGUUGGUGGGGCAGAUGAUGAGCAGCAGGGAACUGGUGGUGGUUUCAGCUUUGGUUUUGGAGGCGAUGAUGAUGAUGAGAUACCCUAG
Molecule: messenger RNA, 1494 nt
Organism: Fusarium sp. VM40
Lineage: Eukaryota; Fungi; Ascomycota; Sordariomycetes; Hypocreales; Nectriaceae
Source: the annotation of a GenBank genome assembly